AUGGUGAAUUUGUUGCUGCUCUAUGGAUUGGCACUGUGCGGCUCUGUCCAAUGCUCAUGGGCCAGAGUUCAUUCGCAGCUUGUUGCGAAUUCUGAUUUAAUUGUUGCACCCGACCCGGAAGAUAAUGUCGUGAACACCGAUGGAGAUGUCCCUAUCUUAGAAUCGGCCGGCAUAAAUCUGUGCGAGAAUAUGGCAGACUCAUUGCUGCCCUAUGUAGGCAACUGUUCCAAUUAUGUAAUCUGCGAAGGUGGUAAUCUAACUUCUUACGGAAGCUGUUACGAGGAAGAACCUGUGGAAAAACUUUGCAAUGGUAAUACCACAGAUUGCAAGAUCCUUUUUGAUUACAAAUUCCAGGCAUGCGUGAGCGCCACAGACAAUGAUGUAAAGUGUCUGCCCGAAUGUGAAGCUUUCAAUCUGACCAGCUUCUGCUACGAUCGCACCUGCACCAAAUACGUGCUCUGCUAUUAUGGAAUACCUGUUCUACGGGAGUGCUACGACGGGUUGCAGUACAAUGCGGAAACGGAUCGUUGUGAUUUUCCCGAAUAUGUGGACUGUGUGGAGAACGACUGCCCUCAAUAUAUGUCAAUCUCAAGUAUUCGAUAUCUGCCCAGUAAGGCGCAGUGCUCUAAGUAUUUCAUCUGUUCCGACGGCAUGGCAUGGCCACAGGAGUGUGCCAGUGGCUUGUUCUUUAAUCCCAAAUGCAAUUGCUGUGAUUAUGCCAGCAAUGUUGAGUGCAAAGAAACGCCCCAGCAGCGCAAUAUUAAGCCCUAUUCCCGGUCACCGCCUCGCCGCGCCGAUGUCGUCUGUCCCAGCCAAGGUAUCCACUUCUAUGCCCACAAGUCGCGCCGUGAUGCCUACUACUAUUGUGUCGAGGGUCGUGGGGUUACCCUGGACUGUACGCCAGGCUUGUUGUACGAUUCCAAGAAACACGAGUGCCGCCAGCCUAAAUACAUUGGGAUAUGA
Molecule: messenger RNA, 963 nt
Organism: Drosophila novamexicana
Lineage: Eukaryota; Metazoa; Arthropoda; Insecta; Diptera; Drosophilidae
Product: probable chitinase 10
Exons: 4
Coding region: 1-963 (320 amino acids)
Cellular component (GO): extracellular region
Molecular function (GO): chitin binding
Source: RefSeq, a predicted model, not a curated record